AUGGCUCCGUAUGUGCACUUCAUCACGGGGAAUCCCAACAAACUACGGGAGGUGAAGGCUAUCCUUGAGCCGGACAUUGAAGUUCGAAGUCAUUCUAUCGACUUGGAAGAAGUGCAAGGCUCAGUGGAGGAUGUAACCCUAUCCAAAUGCCAGAGGGCAGCAGACAUCAUGGAUGGACCUGUGCUGGUGGAAGACACUGCAUUGUGCUUUCACGCAUUGGGUGGUAUGCCCGGCGUUUACAUCAAGUGGUUCUUAACAACAAUCGGUCUCGAUGGUCUUAACAACCUUCUAGCUGCCUAUCCUGACAAAUCUGCAGACGCUGUCUGCACCUUUGGCUACUCGGAAGGCAGAGGCAAAACACCAAUUUUGUUCCAGGGACGUUGCCAGGGCAAAAUCGUGCCUGCACGCGGCCCGACGCGAUUCGGCUGGGACCCUAUUUUCGAGCAUGGUAAUGAGACAUUCGCCGAAAUGAGCCCUGAAAAGAAGAAUCAUAUCUCUCAUCGAGCCAGGGCGCUCGGAAAGCUGCAGAUGUACUUCAAAGAGCACGCAGCUACAAAGUGA
Messenger RNA from Beauveria bassiana ARSEF 2860, 561 nucleotides. Its product is annotated as Ham1 family protein. The transcript is spliced from 6 exons. Gene Ontology annotation, biological process: nucleoside triphosphate catabolic process. The record is from RefSeq and is a predicted model, not a curated record. Gene Ontology annotation, cellular component: cytoplasm. Gene Ontology annotation, molecular function: nucleoside triphosphate diphosphatase activity. Bases 1 to 561 code for a protein of 186 amino acids. Lineage: Eukaryota; Fungi; Ascomycota; Sordariomycetes; Hypocreales; Cordycipitaceae.